This is a messenger RNA of Eurypyga helias (sunbittern), 2997 nucleotides long. It is a transcript of the gene ZFYVE9, whose product is annotated as zinc finger, FYVE domain containing 9. Gene Ontology annotation, biological process: endosomal transport. The coding region runs from base 1 to 2997 and encodes 998 amino acids. Gene Ontology annotation, molecular function: metal ion binding. NCBI's taxonomy places the organism in Eukaryota, Metazoa, Chordata, Aves, Eurypygiformes, Eurypygidae. Gene Ontology annotation, cellular component: early endosome membrane. The record is from RefSeq and is a predicted model, not a curated record. The transcript has 9 exons.
AUGGAGAACUAUUUCCAAGCAGAGGCAUAUAACCUCGAUAAGGUUUUAGAUGAAUUUGAGCAAAACGAAGAUGCCGCUGUUUCACCUCCACUGUUGGGUGCAAAGUGGAAUCAGAUUCUAGAUCCGCCUUCUCGUCGUCUGUCCGUGGCCAACGUGAAUGAAACUACAACUCCUAAUGAAUGUCAACAGAGAUUAAAGUCUUUCUCCUUGUCUCAUUCAGUGACUGCACCAACAGGAGGAGAGGAUCACUGUGCUAAUGGAAAGGAUUUUAGCACAAGCCCAGAGACCCCAGUCAUGUGGAUUGAUGAUCAGGCAGCAGCAGAUGAUCAGUUGAUUAAAAGAAAUCGGGAUGAUCAGUGUAACACUGUGGAAACCGGAGAAAAGAAAUGUGGAAAUACAGCUUGCUUGCCAGAGGAGAAAAAUGUACUAGUGGUGGCAGUCAUGCAUAACUGUGACAGAAGAACACUACAAAGUGGCGAUUUGCUGGAUUGUAAAAAUUACACCAGUCAGUCCCUAAUGGACACUAUUAGCUUUACACUGGAUAAUGAAAACCGACAGAAUGAUCAGUUUAGUGUUACUGUAAAUGGAUCCAUGGAUAAAGAUACAGAUACAGAAAAGCAAGUAAAUCGGCUGUGCACUGAAGAUGACUCUUUAAGUCAUUUGAUUAGUGCUUCAUCUGAAAGCCUGACUGUUGCAUGCCCCUCCUCUCGCUUAAAGGAUGAUUUUAAUAUGAGUAAAGAUUCACUGUUUUCAGAAGCUACGGCUGCAGGGAUUAAUGCAGUGACUCUCUUACAGAGACCAGUUGAUGGUACCGUUAAAAUGCAAGAAAACUGUGUAUCCGUUGAAAAUUUUACUAGUAAAGCCAUUCCUCAGAGAACGGAUCUGGAAGCUGAAAACUCUUCUUCUGGUUCAAGUAAUGGAAACUUAAUCGUAGAACAGGAAACAACCCAAGAGUUACAGUCUAGGCUGUUGGGGCUCACCGAAACUUGUCAGCCUAACGUGGCUGGAAGUGGCAAUUACAAGGAACAUGUUGCAGAACAUUUUCCCCCUGAGGAUGUUAGUGCCACUGAGAGCGAUGUCGUGGAUUGUGAUAAAAAUCUUGGCACAAUGGAAUCGCUCAGCAUGGCAGAGUGUUAUCCUGAAUCUCAGGAGAUGACUGAUAGGGAACCGACUAAGUUGAAUGAGAUGAAUAAUAAGCAAACUCUGGGAGAGAAUGAAAGACUUUUGCAGAAGAAACAGCCUGGUGAGGCACAUAGUAAUAGUAAAGAAGGUGGAGAUGGGAUGAUGGAGGCAGGCAUAGACUUAAAAGGGACUGGUAUAGAUGAGCUUGAAGGGUCCAGUCUCUCUGAUGUGAUGGCUACAUCAGCAGCAAGCUCUCUGUCUAAUGGUUGUGAUUCCUAUGGAAUGCAGAACCCAGUGGUUGCUCAUGUUCCAAAGACACUACCCUCCAAGGAAGACUCGGUAACAGAGGAAAAGGAGAUAGAGGAGAGCAAGUCAGAAUGUUACACUAAUGUUUAUGAACAGAGAGGAAAUGAGACCACAGAAGGGAGCAGUCUUAUUUUAAACAGCACUGGUGACCACAUAAAGAAAAAUUAUUUACAUAAUCUUUGUAGUCAGGUUUCAUCCAUGCAAGGGCAAACUUCACCAAAACCAGUGACUAAUCUGCAAUCUAUCAGUGUUCCUUUUGGUGGUGCAAGACCUAAGCAACCUACAAAUCUCAAACUGCAGAUUCCGAAGCCAUUAUCGGACCACUUACAAAAUGAUCUUGUUCCCCCAAAUUGUGGAGGUAAUAGUAAAAACAAAAACGUCUUUGGUAAGACUCAAUUAGGGGUUACAGCAGACACGUUUCCUGGUGAAACAUCUUUAAAUGCCUCUGUUACUGAUACUAAUGGGGAACAUUUGGAAGAGUAUGAAUCUGGAGUCUCUAGUAGUCCGUGCCUUGCAGUAGCCCCAGAUAGUCCAGAUAAUGAUCUCAGAGCUGGUCAGUUUGGAGCUCCAGCCAGAAAGCCUUUUACGACUUUGGGUGAGGUGGCUCCAGUUUGGGUUCCAGAUUCUCAAGCACCAAACUGUAUGAAAUGUGAGGCCAGAUUUACAUUCACCAAAAGAAGGCAUCAUUGCAGAGCUUGUGGGAAGGUUUUUUGCGCGGCAUGCUGCAGCCUGAAGUGCAAGUUGCUGUACAUGGAUCGGAAGGAAGCUAGAGUGUGUGUCAUCUGCCAUUCAGUACUGAUGAAUGCUCAAGCCUGGGAGAACAUGAUGAGUGCCUCAAGCCAGAGUCCUAACCCUAACAAUCCCGCUGAAUACUGUUCUACUAUCCCUCCUUUGCAGCAGGCUCAGGCCUCGGGCGCCCUGAGCUCUCCGCCUCCCACUGUCAUGGUACCUGUGGGAGUUUUAAAGCAUCCUGGAGCAGAAGUGGCUCAACCUAGAGAACAAAGGCGUGUUUGGUUUGCUGAUGGGAUAUUGCCCAAUGGAGAAGUUGCUGAUGCAGCAAAACUGACAGUGUCUGGGACAACUUCCACAGGAACCUUAGCAGUGUCGCAUGACCCAUCAAAGCCCGUGACCAACAACACUUUAUCAGCAGAAACUGAUAAUGCUUCUGUAUUCUCGGGAAAUAUAACUCAGGUUGGCAGUCCUGUUGGCAGUGCAAUGAAUCUAAUUCCUGAAGAUGGUCUUCCUCCAAUUCUCAUCUCCACUGGAGUAAAAGGAGACUAUGCUGUAGAAGAGAGACCUUCUCAGAUCUCUGUCAUGCAGCAGCUGGAGGACGGUGGCCCUGACCCUCUCGUAUUUGUUUUAAAUGCUAAUUUGCUGUCCAUGGUAAAAAUAGUAAAUUAUGUGAACAGGAAGUGCUGGUGUUUCACUACAAAAGGCAUGCAUGCAGUGGGGCAGUCCGAGAUAGUCAUUCUCUUGCAGUGUUUGCCUGAUGAGAAAUGUUUGCCUAAGGAUAUCUUUAACCAUUUUGUGCAACUUUACCGGGAUGCCUUAGCAGGUCAUGCGUGUUAG